Messenger RNA from Amaranthus tricolor (Joseph's coat), 1111 nucleotides. RefSeq lists its product as uncharacterized. Gene Ontology annotation, biological process: regulation of GTPase activity; endoplasmic reticulum to Golgi vesicle-mediated transport. NCBI's taxonomy places the organism in Eukaryota, Viridiplantae, Streptophyta, Magnoliopsida, Caryophyllales, Amaranthaceae. Gene Ontology annotation, cellular component: TRAPP complex; cis-Golgi network; trans-Golgi network. The record is from RefSeq and is a predicted model, not a curated record. The coding region runs from base 239 to 769 and encodes 176 amino acids. The transcript has 4 exons.
GUAAACUUGAAAAUACUUUCCCAUUUUAAGGAAAGUGGGAAUUUUUUUUUAAUUUGGCCAUAGAUCGGGAAUAGACUCAAAAAAAGAUGACAAAUAUGAGAACCGCUGAUGAAAAUGAGGUUAGAUGUUGGACCGGUAACUGAUUCGGCUUGUCAUUAUUCUUGUAGACUGUAGUCUUGUAGAUCGAAGAAACCAUUGCUAACGAUUCACAAAGGUCUGAAGCAGAGCGAGAGAGAAAAUGGUGAAAGAGGUAGCAGAAAGCUGUAUUGACAGUUUACUGAUCGAAAUGGUGUCUUCUUACUGCGAUCGUUUCUACGCUAACAAGCCUGAACUCGCUGCUCGUCGUAUAGAAGCCAUUGGCUACCAGGUCGGCCAUCAACUCUCUGAGAGGUAUACCAUGGAGAGACCACGGUUUAGUGACCAUCUCGAGGCAAUCAAAUUUAUUUGUAAGGAUUUUUGGUUUGAAAUCUUCAAGAAACAGAUAGAUAACCUGAAGACAAAUCAUAGGGGUACCUUUGUGCUGCAAGAUAAUCGAUUCCGUUGGCUAGCUCACAUUUCUAUUGAUCAAUCACCGGAUAGUUCUGGUGUAUCCCAAGAUGCUUCUGAGAACUUGGUGGAGAACAAGGCUGCACAGGCAGCUAGCAUGCAUCUCUAUUUUCCUUGUGGAAUCAUAAGGGGAGCACUUACAAACUUGGGAAUACCUUGUGCUGUUUCCGCUGAUAUAUCUAGCCUUCCUGUUUGCUCAUUUGUGGUUCGGAUAAAGGUGUAGUAUGAUGUUUUUAGUCGCUGUCUUGGGGCAUUAUAUUUCAAGAAUCUUUGCUAUACAAGUACGACACUUUGUCUUGACUCCUUCGGUCUGUGCAAUACGGAAAAUUAUGGAGCAUACCUUGUUACUUUUAGUCGGUGCUGAUACUUGAAGGAGCCCCAUGAAGCUUGCCCAGAUUUUAAUUUUCUGUCAAAGCUGUGAGCAGUGUUUGUUGCAAACUGAUUCAUUUGUUCUAGGAUGUAACCCAGAGCAGUAUAAAUUACCUUACCAACUUCAUAGAUGCCUGACAUUGAAAAGGGCUCUGUAAUAUCAAAUGUGAAUGAUAUAAAGAUAUACUUUAUUACA